CAGAGCCCCACUCCCUCACACAGAGAGUAGAGUGCAUGGACUUCCAGCUGCACAAAUAGAGACUUGUCCAUUGAAUCUGAAAGUGAGAUUUUCUGGAGAACUUUUCUAUUUGACACUAGAUUUGAUCAAUAUGAGUUCCAUGUUCCCAGCCAAAAUUCAGUCCAAGAUGGAGCUGGCAAAGGGCAUGAAGGAGGAGGAAAAGUUGUACAUGUAUAAUGGAGUGCUGUAUCCUGUCAUUAUGUGCCCGGAGGAGAACCUGAAGGCUUUACAAGAACUGGAAGCCAGGGAAGAUGAUAUCAUGCUAGUUGCCUACCCCAAAUGUGGUUUCAACUGGGCAGUGGCAGUGCUUCGGAAAAUCAUAACUGCUUCUUCUGGAGAGAAAACUGAGAACAAGAUCCCUCCACUCAUGGAGUUCUUUGGGCCCGAAAUGCUGCAGGUCAUUGGUCAAGCAUCAUCUCCAAGGCUCUUGGGGACACACAUGCAUCCAGAUUACAUCCCUGCAUCUUUCAACGCAAAGAAAACAAAGAUGCUGGUCAUUUUCAGGAACCCUAAAGACACACUGGUCUCCUUCUACCACUUUUCAAACAAGAACCCUGUUCUCCCCACCGCCGAGUCCUGGGACAACUUCUACUCACAGUUCAUGAGUGGGGAAGUUCCAUGGGGUUCGUACUUUGAUCAUGCACAGGCCUGGGAGAAAAAGAUGGAUGACCCCAAUGUGAUGAUAGUGACUUUUGAAGAGCUAAAACAGGACCUCAAUAAAGGUGUGCGUCAAGUGGCCGAUUUCUUUGGCUUCAACCUGACUGAUUCUCAAGUCCAGGCUAUCACUCAGGAGAGCACCUUCAAUGCAAUGAAAGAGAGCUCCAAGGACUCCCAUGGACAGAUGGGCAACAUCUUCUUCAGGAAAGGAGAGGUAGGGGACUGGAAGAAUCACUUCAGCCCAGCCCAGAGUCAAGAGAUGGAUGCUGCCUUCCAGAAGCACCUCGCAGGCACCAAACUAGGAGCCAAAUUGAACUACGACCUGCACUGCAAGUAGGCCGUGUUUUCAACGGGAAAAGCACAAGCAGACACCCUACCUGCCCAUGAAUGACAAGUGUCAAACAGCAAGUGAAUAGAACAAGUGUCGUUCUAUCACGCAAUCUGAGCUUUUGCUCAAACCAAGCUACAGUGCCAGAAAGAUGCCAUUUGUUUUAAUUGGCCCAGGCAGAUUCAACCACGCAGAUAACGUAUUUAAGAUGAUUGAUAUCGUGUUUAUCAUAGGACUGAUCUCCGUCAGAACAACAGAGGUCAGGACAAGGGAUACCAAGGCAGGGAGGGGGGAUCGUGCACAAUAGGACACAAAAGAGAAGAAUUUACCAAUUAUACAUCACUGGACAAAACAUCCAUACAAUACUACACUGUAGCCACUCAAGGAUAUAUACUAUUUGUGAAACUGUGACAUUGGAAAAUACAUAGUAAAAGAUAAACCUCUAGAUUUUAUAUACAACUUGUACAAUUUGUUUUUAUAUCACUGAACUUGAAUAAAAAGUGUUUUCACAGA
This is a messenger RNA of Osmerus eperlanus (European smelt), 1537 nucleotides long. RefSeq names its product sulfotransferase 6B1-like. Gene Ontology annotation, biological process: sulfation. Gene Ontology annotation, cellular component: cytoplasm. NCBI's taxonomy places the organism in Eukaryota, Metazoa, Chordata, Actinopteri, Osmeriformes, Osmeridae. Gene Ontology annotation, molecular function: sulfotransferase activity. Bases 131 to 1033 code for a protein of 300 amino acids. The transcript has 7 exons. The record is from RefSeq and is a predicted model, not a curated record.